AGGUCAGGACAUGGGGUAAGUCUGACUAUAAAUUACAAAGGAGGAUAUCUCAACACAGGGAUGACUUUUGGGUGAAAGUUCUGAGCUUCUCAUACGUUGUUCUGGCUCUUCUUCCAGUUUGUAUCUGGUUACUUCUACGCAUCAAAUAAUGGACACGAUUAUGGAAUGGCAGCCACAGGUUCCAAAAAAUCCUCAUGCAGAAGAUAGCCUUACAGGAAAUACAGAGGGGCAAAAAGAAAAUGAGAAAGCUGGCAUAGAGGAGACAUCAGAGCAGACAGUGGAUCUUCAGUCAUUGCCUACACGCGCCUAUCUGGAUCAGACAGUUGUGCCUAUCUUACUAGAAGGACUAGCAGUGCUGGCAAAAGAAAGACCACCAAAUCCGAUUGAAUUCCUAGCAGCACAUCUGUUAAAAAAUAAGGCACAGCUUGAAGACCAGCAUUAAUCCCAUCUGAAGAGGACCAUUUGACUACCAGCAUGUAUGCUAGAUGAACAUGUACUAUUGUCUGAUAUAUAAAUCCUACAAAAAGAAAAAUCUCAUUUACACACUAA
Molecule: messenger RNA, 549 nt
Organism: Hemicordylus capensis (graceful crag lizard)
Lineage: Eukaryota; Metazoa; Chordata; Lepidosauria; Squamata; Cordylidae
Product: protein dpy-30 homolog
Exons: 2
Coding region: 149-442 (97 amino acids)
Cellular component (GO): Set1C/COMPASS complex
Source: RefSeq, a predicted model, not a curated record